This is a messenger RNA of Aspergillus calidoustus, 3205 nucleotides long. The record is from the annotation of a GenBank genome assembly. Lineage: Eukaryota; Fungi; Ascomycota; Eurotiomycetes; Eurotiales; Aspergillaceae.
AUUGGGCGAUGCAAUCGGAGGGGGAUUGUAUCUCGUCUAUGCCAUGAUAUGUUUGGUGGCUUUUGUUUUUGUCCGAUUUGCUCUAGGUAGGCCCCCCUAUAUGUCCGGGAUAUUGCUGUUUGUGCUAACGUGUAUAGUUGAAACAAAGGAUAUGUCGCUGGAGGAGAUAAAUCGGGUUUUACUACCAGACUACUACUCCGCUGCGGAGGGUGCGGGAGGCGAGGAUAUUGACUUGCUCAGUGUGCACGAGCACACUGAGUGAGCUUUGGUAGCCUGCUUUGUUAGUAUUAGUGAUAGCAGUUAGAGAGCUCUCAAUGCCAAUACACAUUAUUUAGUCUACCAGUCUAUUGACAUGGGCGGGUUUGUUGUGCUGUAGGGCGACUGUAGGUAAGUCAGCCCAUCCAACGAGAUACGCUGAUCUAUUUGAAAGCGAGGAGAAUGUUGAGCCGGCAAGAGUUUCCACUUCUGGAGUAUCGACGCAAGAUCAAAUCGGUUGUGUAGGGCAGGUUCAUUGAUGGUCGAGUCUGGAAUCAGCUUAUACUUUGACGAUUGAACAUCUCCGUGGAUUUCUGCCUUAAAUGACGGCAGGAUGAUGGUUGAUAUGCUCCAUUCUUGCCAUGACAGGUCAAAGACUUUGCUGGUGGAUUUCCGAGUGUCAGCCAAACGGGUCUAGAUAAGCCCGAUAUGGUCUAUCAGGGCUAUCGGGCUCCCGCGGAGGUGGCCAAGGCGCAAAGAUCGUCGUCCAUCACUACGACCAAUGAGAGUGCCGACGUUUAUCUCAAGAGGCAUUCAGCCCCUGCUUUGUGCAAUCCUUGGCUUGAGCUCAGCUAUAAGAUGAUUCGAGGUGCUUCCGCCCAUGUUGUGCCGCGGAGUUCUCACGACUGUUUCACGGAGCUUAUCGGCUCAAUCAAGCUCUCGCUCACGGCUGAUGCAAUCCUGCAUCGAAGAGAUCCCCGGCCCGGACCACGUUCUGGAUUGGCAUAUGGACGCCAUGGAUUGUGGACGGGUCAUCACUGGCUAGGACAAGUUCUGGCCAAGAAGGUGUCCGUUCCGAAUCUGCGGGAAGAGACUUUUCUUUUGCUCGUGACGUCUGACGCGCUUGCGAUAUAUCCUUACGCUGUUUCCGCGGUCUCGUUGCUUCUCUCCACACAGCUUGGCUCUGACUGCUUUCUGGCUUGCUUGGCGAGUGAACAACUCCUAGGAGAUCAAGUUGAGUGAGGAUGAGCCUGACGCCACUGGGUCGCACGACUUUUAUAUGUUGGAACAUCAGGAUUUAAAGACAGCUUGAUCUCACUCGAUUGCCAACACAAUUUCGACAAGGACGAACACAGUCAGAUACAGACUCAGACAUACCAGAUCUCUCACCGUCGACCAUGAAACCCACCGAGGUGCUUCGCUUGGCCGUGGCCGCUCCACAGGUCAAUCCUCUCACCAAAAAGGCCCGCUCCAUUCCGCUUCUCAACCCGUUCAACCUCUAUGGACGAGUCUUCUUCUUCUCAUGGCUCGGAUUCCUGGUUGCAUUCCUCUCGUGGUAUGCAUUUCCACCUCUGUUGAGCGUCACAAUCAAGAAGGACUUGGGAAUGUCACAGAAUGAUGUCGCCAACUCGAAUAUUGUCGCGCUGCUUGGAACUUUUGUUAUGCGCUUCGUUGCCGGCCCGCUGUGCGAUCGAUUUGGCCCUCGAUUGGUGUUUGUUGGUCUGUUGAUUUGUGGUGCGAUUCCCACGGCCAUGGCUGGUCUUGUCACCUCACCUCAAGGCUUGAUUGCUCUGCGAUUCUUCGUUGGUAUUCUUGGUGCGACGUUUGUCCCUUGCCAGGUGUGGUGUACUGGAUUCUUUGACAAGAACGUUGUCGGUACGGCGAACUCCCUAGCAGGAGGUUUCGGCAAUGCAGGUGGUGGUAUCACAUACUUCGUCAUGCCUGCCAUCUACGACUCUCUCGUCCACAGCAGCGGUCUCACUCCGCACAAAGCCUGGCGCGUGGCCUACGUUGUGCCCUUUAUCAUCAUCAUCUCCCUCGCAUUGGCCAUGCUCUUCACCUGCCCCGACACUCCGACCGGAAAGUGGGCGGACCGCGAGAAGCCUGCUGAGCGAAGCAACAUUGUCGACCUGAGCGCUACGCCUGCCUCCGGCUCCAGCGCCAACAGCGUCAACCUCCCCAACGACGAAAAGAAAGGCGUCCGAACUCCCGAUGUCAUCGACACCGAAGCACAGCAGGUUCGCCCGGGCCAGAUCGAUACCACGGAUGCAGUCAUCGAGGCCCCCACCGCGAGGCGCUACCUUUCCAUCGCAACUGACCCCUCUGCCCUGGCUGUCGCUCUUCCUUAUGCUUGCUCCUUUGGUGCGGAAUUAGCCAUCAACUCCAUCCUCGGCGCAUACUACCUCCUCAACUUCCCCGAGCUCGGCCAGACUCAAUCCGGUCGCUGGGCAUCCAUGUUCGGGCUCGUGAACGUCGUCUUCCGACCGGCAGGUGGAUUCUUCGCCGACGUGAUCUACGGCUACACGAACUCGGUCUGGGCCAAGAAGAUGUGGCUUGUCGGACUGGGUCUGUGCAUGUCGGCAUGUGCGAUUCUCAUUGGGUUCCUGGACCCGCACCAGGAAGGCCUCAUGUUUGGCCUGGUCGUGCUGAUGGCCUUCUUCAUCGCUGCGAGCAAUGGAGCCAACUUUGCGAUUGUGCCUCAUGUGCACCCGUCUUCUAAUGGCAUCGUCUCCGGGAUUGUGGGCGGCAUGGGCAACUUUGGGGGCAUCAUCUUUGCAAUUGUUUUUCGGUACAACGGGACACAGUACCACAAGGCGCUGUGGAUUAUCGGGUUCAUCAUUCUCGGCAUCACGCUGCUCUUCAGCUGGGUUCGGCCCGUGCCUCGAAACAACCGCUAGACGAUGAGAUAGACGAGAAAGAGUAGACCGCGCUCUUGAGCCUCAAAUUGAAUUUACCGUGACAAUAGCCUCGGCUCUUGAGUAUUGAACUUUGUAGAUUCCCGGUGGUGACUGCCAACUGCCGAAUAUUCGUUCCUCGGGAGGAAGGAGCGUCUAGCCACUUCCAUUCCCGAUUCUUCCCUUGACUCCCUCAUCAACACCAGCUGCAUUCAUUCUCGUAUAUUCUUACGCGGCGGUUCGAGUCCUUUUCUUGGACUGAUGUUUUCCUCUUUCGCAUAAUCGCCCCUACUUCGUUGCCCAGGCUCCAGCAUAAGCCCCCUAAAGCCAGGCCU